AUGUCUUCCGCCUCCAGAGUGGCCCACACGACAGACAUACUCUACAUCAUCUUCUCCCACCUCUCCGCCGGCAACGACCUCACUUCUCUCCUGCGCACAUCUCCCCUCUUCUUCGGCGGGCCCUAUGGAAAGACCGAACUGUUGGAGCUUGUACAGACGGUGGUCGUAGAGCGCGCACCGCUGCCCGUCAAUCAUCCAGUAUGGGCAGAGGGGUACGAACCCCCCCCCCCUUUCCCUGCUGUCGAAACCGUCAUCAUCCACCCCGCCGAUAGGAACGCCCGACAACAUGGCGGUAUCGAUGAGACCUUGCCAGACAACGCCCUCAUCGAGCGACUUUGCCCCACUGCUACUCGGCUACACGUCUCGACACUUUGGUUAACACCUGGCGCCAGGGGUGGUCGUUCUAUGCCUUCUUUGCCUUGUGUAGAGACACUUGUGUUGAAGGCGAACGUGGGGGAGUUUACGCAGCUCAGGUAUCCUGUUGGCGGGGUCUGGGGUAUCGGCCGGAACGUCCGCCCGCCUUGCCUCAAUAUCAAGGCGGUCCAUAUACUGCUUUGGGGCGAUUUAGUAUAUCCUGAGGAGAAAUUUCGAAGCUCUAUUUGGGACAAGGAUUGCGUCGAAGAGCGGGCAAUCAGGUGGCUCAGCCUCUUAACGAACGCCAUACUCAAAGACAAGCGCUUCCACGACCUCUGCAAGAUUUGCGAAGAACUCGGCAUGCGGGGGUCUAUCGACGAGCUUUGGCUGUACAAUGCCGAUACGAUGUUGGAGAGGUUGAAGGUCUUGGGCAUGCCGGAGGAGGCGGCGGAGACUCAAGUCUUUUGGAGGACUGGUCUUGAGUUUUACGAGGCUUUCGGCGAUAUGUUAGUACGAGAUGAGACGGAAGAGUGGUAUCAUUCCGCGGUCCUCGCCCCCUCCUCAGAACUUGUCUCGCUCAGAGCUAGACUGGCAGCCAAGACAAAGUAUCCUGCUGAUACGUUCGUGGGCUUGACGGAACGAGAGGCCGAGUGGACGUUGUCAACUUUCCAAUUUGAGCGGAUGCACAAGUGA
Cryptococcus amylolentus CBS 6039 is the source of this 1047-nucleotide messenger RNA. RefSeq lists its product as hypothetical. The transcript has 3 exons. The record is from RefSeq and is a predicted model, not a curated record. Lineage: Eukaryota; Fungi; Basidiomycota; Tremellomycetes; Tremellales; Cryptococcaceae. Bases 1 to 1047 code for a protein of 348 amino acids.